AUGUUUCCCAACAAUCAAAAUCUUGGAAGAAGCUAUAUCAAUAUACAGGAUAAUUCAAAGUCUUUUUUAAAUGUAUCAUAGUCAUAGAGUGCAUUUAAACCUCAAAAUGAUGGUAACAGUAAUAAGCCAACUAUUGGUGGUUCAAGUUUCACCAAAAACAUCAAUAAAAUAUUCUCUAACCAUAAUGAGCGAUCACUUCCAGAUCUUUAGCGAUCAUAAUCUCCAGCUGGCAUAAAUAGAUACAAGACAGUUGAUUAAGGUCCAGCAUUACCAAAUCUCAAUUCAAUGAGACCAGGAACUACAGGUUAUUCCACAAAUCCAAGUAAAAUACUUUAUCAUAAUUCCGAUUUAGAGUAACUAAUAGGCUCAGCGAGAACUAGAAACUCAAUUCCUGUGAACUAGAGUGCUGCAGUUAUUCCUACUUACAUUCGUUAAGAACAAACCAAUAAAAAUAAUAUGUCAACAAUCGAUCCUUCUGUUGGCAGCAGUGCUCAAUUCGGAUUAGAAGGGUAUAAAUUGCCUAAAGUAGGCUUACCUCCUAGACAACCCUAAUACUCAAUGCCUAAAGAUAAAUUUGUCAAUUUCUUGAGGUAUGUCUAAAAAAAUGGAUCAUAAAUUCCUGGUCCCAGUUAGUAUCAUAAAGAUGCAAGUUGGGACUCUAAAAGUGGAAACUUCGGGAAAGGAGCUCAAAGAAAAACGUUUACUGAUGAUGCUAUAAAGAAAUCUAAAUUGCUACCCUCGAGUGUUUAAUACAAUACAGACAAAGCUGAAACUGGAGAUUACUUAAGUGAAGCUUAGUUUUUAUCUGUGGUUAACCCAAGUCCAACCUCUUAUAGUCCUAAUGUAAGUUUCACAUUUAAACUUAAAUCCUGUGUGCAGAAAAAUUUCGUGAUGCAAAGGUCAUCUAGCUAUCACAUUAAGAAGCCAAUAAAAGACAAGAAGACAUGGAAAUUUGAGAAAAGCACUGAGCCAGAUCCAUGUUCCUAUGAUGUCUCCUAAUCAAUAUAUCUCACUAAGAAGAGAGAGCCUAAAAUUACCAUUCCAAAAUCGAAAAAUAUCAAGUUCAGUGUUGCUAUAUCUGAGAGUAAAAAAUUCAUACCAAGCUCUGCUAAUUAUACAGUAGAGCCCUGCUAUGAAUCAAUUUCCAGACCUUAUGUAAAAACAAGGUAUUGA
Molecule: messenger RNA, 1173 nt
Organism: Stylonychia lemnae
Lineage: Eukaryota; Ciliophora; Spirotrichea; Sporadotrichida; Oxytrichidae
Source: the annotation of a GenBank genome assembly